Messenger RNA from Cyphellophora attinorum, 1263 nucleotides. RefSeq lists its product as uncharacterized. The transcript has a single exon. Bases 1 to 1263 code for a protein of 420 amino acids. Lineage: Eukaryota; Fungi; Ascomycota; Eurotiomycetes; Chaetothyriales; Cyphellophoraceae. The record is from RefSeq and is a predicted model, not a curated record.
AUGUCUCCCAAAUCCUCCGACUUGGGUGGUAUCGUUUGGGAGCAUGCGCUCCAAAUCCUGCUCAGUAAUUUCGGCGGACAUGCGCUUCUCACGUGCAUCGCACGGACGCACUCGACUGUCACUUCGUCAAACACAAUGAGGCUGUCUGAGAUACGUGCUCGGUCAACUGCACUCAAAAUACUACGCGAGGAGAUCCAAGAGCGAGGGCCGAGUCCUGAUGCUCUCAACUGCAUUCUACUGAUGUUCAAUACAGAGAUUCUGGCGAAGGACCACCAGGCAGCGUUGAGCCAUUCCAUGUUUCUCGCUGCUCAUGUGUUCAGUGCGGCGCAUCUGGACUACCCAACGAUCAAUUCUGACAUCCUUCGCCAUGUGUAUCUCACCUCCGAAAUACAGCGUGCCACACAGACCUUCACAAGGCCUGUCAUUGAUCUCGCGCUUUACGAUGACUGGCUUACGAAACUCGACGACGAGCAAAUCUAUCCACCGUUUGUGCCGAGUCCUGAGAAACUUGAUCAUACAGACACGAAGGCGCUUGAGGAUGUAUAUCUUGCGGAGCUUUUCACAGAGGCUCGACACUACCACAACCUACUCAGCAUGCCGUUAGCUCAGCACAUCCCAUCCAUGAAGCUGUCAGUGCGCCUGCUGCUGCUUUGCGGACGACUCCUUCUGUAUGCACAGCGUGUGAUCGGUGCUCUUACGCUCUCGCGGUGUACUGCAAUACAAGCCUUUAGCUGCAGACAACGCGCUGCAGCUGCCAUAGCGGCCUUAUGGUGGCUGAGAUCGCUGACGCGAUUUGAGCCAGGACAUCGGUCCAACCGCACGCCGACGACGCUUGAGCUAUGUGUAACAGACGGCAUGCACUUGGCUCAGAUCAUGAAGACCUUGAUGGAGGAGAGUGAACCAGCCGUACCUCUUCGAUUGUUCAAAGGAAAGUUUGAUGUCGAUAGGAAGGCCUACAAAUUUCCGGCAAGCUUGCGCCUUCGCAUGUGGAUUCACUACAUUGGCAGCACCAUCGAGGAAGGGAUCCCACCGGCCAAUGACGACAAGUGGUCGCAGAUGUACCACCAUCAGCGCCUAAAUUACUAUCGCACAAGGUCUGGCCUUGCUCAGGAUGGAGCGGUGGAGACGGACGUAUAUGGAUUGAUGCUGGGCAGAUUCUUGCCUUAUCAGACACAGAUGACUAUGGGGCCGACAUGGUUGUCUCUCGUCCCUAGGUUCUGCAUUGCACCCCGAAGCUCUCACAGAGACUCAGCCUAUAUGUAG